Molecule: messenger RNA, 2952 nt
Organism: Prorocentrum cordatum
Lineage: Eukaryota; Dinophyceae; Prorocentrales; Prorocentraceae
Source: the annotation of a GenBank genome assembly
AUGACGAGGAAUAACAAUAACAACGAUGACAUCAUACCGAAGUGGAACGGAGAUCUCACCACGGUGGACGAUUACGAGAGAGAUGUCAAAGCUUACAUCCGAGGUCGAGCACGACAAGCAGCCAAGGAUGUGGACUGGGACCGCAUUGAGAGAGACGACGGUGCAGCUGAGCUACUGCGACACAUUCGCGCCAAGCUCGGUGCUCAGCCCAUCCAGGAUGCAGGCAAAUAUCUGGCCAGAUGGAUCUUCGAUCUUCGUCGAGACACUGGAGAGCCAAUGCCGAGCUACAUCAGCAGAGACGAUGAGGCCUACCACGACGUGGUCAAGGGUUUCGACACCGAGUAUUUCAAGAAGCAGCGCACGGCUCGGCUGUCGGCAAGGUCAAAAGAAUGGAACGCCCUCUACUCAGAGCUCAACUGGUUCCUGUACAAGAUCGAGCAGGAGGGCCCGGAGGACGCCGCCGACAAGGCCAAGGAGUUGAACCACCAGCUCUGGAGUUUCAUCCGGACAGGUCUUGAGGAGAUCCCCGAGCAUCCGGAUUUCGGAACCGACUUCAAACAGGCGAUUCCCAUUGACCAGCUGCGCGGAUGGCUACUGCUGCAGAGAUCAAGACUUUCCCCGACGGAGCGUGCGGCAGUUAUCAGCGCAGUCAAAGGCAACUUCGACUACGACAGCAUCGGCGAGCAGCUAAGAGUAUCUUGGCCAGAUGACGAGCUGACGAACAGAGAUAAGAAGCACGGCAAGGACAACCAUCGCCAUCGCGAGCGAGGUCGGAUCCACGCCGGCUGGGAGGAGAACAGCGAGGACGACGACGACUACAGCUACUACGAUGGCGACCAGUCGGAGGCCACCUAUGAGGACGCGGACGGCGACGAGGACGAAGGAGAUCCCGAGGAGCCGCUCUGCAGCGCCCAGGAGAUCGAGGAGGCCGAGACCGCGUUCGCCGCCCAGCAGCGCAGUUUCGAAGAAGCUCGGGAUCUACUCCGACGAGUGAAGACCGCCAGGAAGUUCUACCCCGUGGACGAGAACAAGAAGCGAGAAGGUUUCGGAGCCUACGUGUUCUUCGGCGCCGAGCAGGACGCCGAGAUGGAGGCGAAUCUCAUCAGGAACGAGACCUCGCACCUGGAGCUGGAGACGACGCUCAACAACAAGCCAGUGAUCAAGAAUCGACCGAAGCUUCCGAAGGAACAGCUCGAGAAGACGAAGUACCUAGAGGUGGAGAAAUCCAUCGAGAGGCAGGAGCAAGUCCAUCAUGUGAAGCUACCGAGCUGGCCAACCCUGGAGAAGCUAGACGACUGGAUCCUCAUGAGUGUGAAGCAGAGCUCCUCCAAGGGCUUCGGUAUUCUGGACAUCGGCGCGACCUCCAGCAUCAUGGGCAUCGAGGCUGCCGAGAACCUACGCGAUAUCAUCUAUGAGCAGACGGGCAAGAACAUCAAGAUGGACGUUAGCCAGAAGAGUACCUUUAUCUUUGGAGAUGGCAACGCCAAGACCUGCACCGGCAAGGCAACCUUUCCUCUGAGGAUCGCCGGUGUGGACGGUGAGCUCGAGAUAAACAUCCUCGACGCAGAUGCCCCGCUCUUGAUCGGAGUGGAUGUUUUGAGCCGCCUAGGAGCUGUGAUCGACUGCGAGGCACAUUCUGUCUACUUCAAGAAGCUCGGGCGCCGAGCUGAACUGCUCGUCCUUCCGAGCGGCCUCAUGUACAUCAUCAUCAUUUACGAGUACGGGGGCACCAUCACCAAUUGCGCCUACAGCAACAUCAUCAUCAUUUACAAGUACGGGGACAUCAUUGAUUACGUCGGGGACAUCAUCACUUACGUCCGGGACAUCAUCCGUAUCAGCCCCGGCUCCAUCACCUACGGCAUUAUCGGAGUUAUCUCCAGAGCCCUGAGCUCCGACAACAUCCAGUUGGCCCUACAUAUUCGCAUGAGCCUCAACCGCGAGGCGAAAUGUCGCAAAGCAGAGAGCCAGCAGAUCAAGCUGGAGAACGAGGAGAUGGACGGCCCUUGGGAGCAGGUGGAUGUUCGGGCCUCGCUACGGGACUCGGGAUCAUCGGCGGCGACCUCCACGUCGACGCCGGCACGGCCUACACUACAACGGAUGCAGCCGCAGGGGCGACUGAUCGCUCAUCAGGACGCGAGGGGCCACAUCUUCUACACGAUCGAGGGCUCGGAGCAGGACAACAGCACGAAGCGGAUGACGGACGCCUUCCUGCAGGAGCACCUACCGAACUGGGAGAUGUGGUCCAGCAAGCUUCUCCAGCAGUGGACGCAGUGCCGUCGCUGGGGGCGAAUCAUCCAGAAGGUCUUCAUCAAGACGAUCGAUCGUGUGAACUGGAAGCUGGACAGCCUCGGACUACCUGUGCAGUUGCUACCCGAGAGGUACCCGACCUGGCCGGCGGACAUCGAGCAUCGUGCGAAGAUCGAGCCGCGCCAGCCGUGCACGGAGCCGAAGCAGCGCCCCCUGUCCCAGAGGUCAGCAGCCUCAGCAGCCGCGCGCGAGCAGAAUCAAGAGCUGCGAGCCACCAUCGAGACCGCAAAGUUAGAUUUCUUGACCAAGUUUGCGGAGGUGGAUGCGUUCGCAGCGCUGAGCUCGGAGCAGAUCCACGAGCAGCUCAGCAUGGUUACGUUGGUCAACCACCUCAAGCCGCUGUGCAAGAUGUGGGGACUGACCCAGACUGGCAAGAAGGAGGAGGUGAUCGACAAGAUCAUCGCGUACAUCAUCGAGCAGCGCGGCACGGCGGCAGCGACUAUCCAGAUCAAGAAGGAGACGGAGGCCAAGAAGAUGGAGACGACGGCAAUGCCCGUGGGCCCGGCGAUCUCAGCUCACGACACUCAGAUGUGCCAGCACCCGGACUGCAAGCUACGCCGAUGCAUCGCCAAGAACGAGCCGAUCGUGAAGAUGAGGCUCUACGGUUGGUGCCACCAGGCGUGUGCGGUCAGGACGAAGGCCUGA